This is a messenger RNA of Sporothrix schenckii 1099-18, 1539 nucleotides long. RefSeq lists its product as uncharacterized. Gene Ontology annotation, molecular function: carboxylic acid transmembrane transporter activity. Gene Ontology annotation, biological process: transmembrane transport; carboxylic acid transport. The record is from RefSeq and is a predicted model, not a curated record. NCBI's taxonomy places the organism in Eukaryota, Fungi, Ascomycota, Sordariomycetes, Ophiostomatales, Ophiostomataceae. The coding region runs from base 1 to 1539 and encodes 512 amino acids. The transcript is spliced from 4 exons. Gene Ontology annotation, cellular component: plasma membrane.
AUGUCGUUCCUCAACCGCCUCACGGUUGCCGGUCGGCAGCACGAGCAGGAGCAGGCCGAGACCGUCGUCGAAGAAGUCAACGCCGAGAACAACCUGCCGCCCAUCGACCAGAAGCAGCCUCUGAUUACGCUGCCCGUCGUCGCCUGCGGUGCCGGUCUCUUCUCGGACGGCUACAUCAACAACGUCAUUGGCUCCGUCUCCACCAUCCUGGCCCUCCAGUACGGCGACACCUGGUCCAAGUCCCGGUCCAAGAGCGUUGUCAGUGCCAUCGUCUUUGCUGGCACCGUCGUCGGCCAGCUGUUCUUUGGUUUCCUCGCCGACCGCUGGUCGCGUACCAACUCGCUGCUUGUGUCUACCGUCAUCCUCUUCGUCUUCACGGCUCUGGCCGCCGGCUCUUACUACCAUGGUGACACCAUUGGCAUGUUCAACAUCCUGGCUGCGUGGCGUUUCUUCGUCGGUAUCGGCAUUGGCGGCGAGUAUCCUGCGGGCUCUGUGGGCUGUGCCGAGUCGACGGGCGAGGUCCGCAAGGGCUGGCGCCACUUUAUCUUCAUCCUGUUCACCAACUCCAUUAUUGACUUUGGCUUCGUUAUUGGUGCCUUUGUUCCUUACGUCGUGGCGGCCGCCUGCCAUAAUGAACACCUCAGCACCCAAUGGCGCGUGUCGCUCGGCAUCGGCGCCGUCUUUCCCCUCGUCCUUUUCGUCCUCCGUCUUUUUGUCAAGGAGAACGAGGAGUUCAACCGCAACUCUAUGAAGGGCGCCCGCACCCCGUACUGGCUGGUUCUCAAGUUCUACGGCCCCCGCCUGAUCGUUGUUAGCCUGAUCUGGUUCAUUUACGACUUCCUGACCUACGCCUUUGGCAUUUACUCGUCCACCAUCCUGGCCAACAUAUUCCCCUCCGACUCGCCCCUGACCACCAUCUUCGGCUGGAACGUCGUCAUCAACCUGUUCUACAUGCCCGGCUCGCUCCUCGGCGCCAAGGCCAGCGACUGGCUCGGCCCCCGCUGGUGCCUGAUCACGGGUGUGCUGCUGCAGGCCAUUGUCGGUUUCAUCAUGGCCGGCGACUAUGCCAACCUCUCCCAGCCGCACAUGGUCGGGGCGUUCGCCACCGUCUACGGCAUUUUCCUGUCGCUCGGCGAGUUCGGCCCCGGCGACAACAUUGGUCUUUUGGCUGCGAAGACCUGCGCGACCGGUGUGCGCGGCCAGUACUACGGCAUUGCCGCCGCCGUUGGCAAGAUCGGCGCCUUUGUUGGCACUUACGUCUACCCCUACAUUGAGGCCGCCGGUGGCGACGACGCCAACGCCACGGCACAGUACCCCUUCUAUGUCAGCUCCAGCUUGUCGGUUCUGUCGGCGCUCUUGGCCUUCUUCCUGCUGCCCAACGUCGGCCAGGACACAAUCCAGUACGAGGACGCGCGCUUCCGCCGCUACCUGGAGGCCAACGGCUGGGACACUUCCCAGCUCGGUGUGAGCAAGGCGGAUUCUCUGGAGCACGUCGAGGACGGUGGCACCGUCACGGAGACCAAGGCGACGUCGCAGUAA